AUGGCGUUCUUCAAUGGCUGCGCUUCGUCGGUGUCUGACGAAGCCACAGAGUUUGUAAUCGCCAACACUGCUAGCCACACCUUAGCGGCGCCUCCACGCACUCCCCUCCUUCGAUCAGGCGCAUUAGAGGCCUCUUCCCCAGGAGGAGGACUUGAUCCUCAACAGAUUGGACGCGUCUUAACCGUCGCCGUCUCUGAGAUCGGCGAACAUGUUAAAUCUGGUGGCGAGUUGCUGUGGCGCUCUGCUGUAUCCGCGGCAGGGCAUGCGCUGGCUGCUUCUCCGACAGCCUUGGGGGUUCGCUGUGAGCUGCCUGUUGCUGCGGCUAGCUCAGCUAGCGCUAGCGGAGGCGGCAGAGACGUAGCUGCCGCUGCACAGGACGGCUCCUCCAGAGUGUGGGGGGAUGCCAACUUCUCCCUGGUCCUGAAGGAACGCAAACACAACGGCGAUAAAGCGGGGAGACUUGUGGCUGCUGCAUAUGCUUUGGACGAGAAUGGAGAGACCUCUUUAGAGGUCACCGCAGAAUGCCGUUUCGCGUGGCGCCGUAACAAGGCUUCCGGAGUCUCCAUCCCUGUGGAGGGGGUGGACGGAAACACAUAUCUCAUUAGCGGCGAUGACAUAGGGGCAUCUGUGGAGGUUUGUGCUACCCCCAAGACGUUCGGCGGCACCCUUACAGGUCGACGUUUCGCCUCUAUAGGGCCUUUUCAGGUGGAUUUGCGCACGAAGAUGCUCAUUCUCACCGCUCUCGCCAACGGAGGGACGCGAUUCUCGUGCACGCUAGCGUCACCUGCCGGGGAGGGUUCUGCUCAAGGAACCUCCCCUCCAGAAGUCUCGGUAGACGUCAAUCAGGAUCGCGUCAUUGUAACGCUGCAGCACGGGGAUAAUAUAUGUGGCGGCGUUACGGAUUCAGCAGGGCUGCAAGAAGAAGAGGGCGCUCGAGAGCUGAGCUGUCUGUACACCGCAAGUCUGCCAACUGUGGAAAUCGAUCCCACGUCGUCUAAGCGCUUCCAGCUACGCCUCUCCGAAGACACUUGCCUAAGCCUCUGUGCCUCUACACGACACCAGAGAGACCUGCUAGCGCUGUCUCUCAGGUGCUUUCAGAGCCGCGUCUUCGUCAGCACAUCCCUCAUCCUUGAUCGCGUUGCUCCUCGGCUGCCCUGCGAAGAUGGAGCUGAUUUAAGGCUUGCUGCUCAGCAGAGCGAUCCCCGUGUCGAUUGGUAUUGCACACUUCAUCUUCUCCAGACGGAGCUGCAAAGGGCGCAAGCUGUAGGCCUCCGGCUGUCGCGAGACUUUGCGCGAGCAGCCAAAGAGAAAGAAGCUCUUGAGGAAGAAAUGCAAAUGACCAUUAAAGCCUUCCAAAGUCAACUGGACAACGCGCUGCAGCAAGGCCAGCAACAGCAAGGGAGCACCAGCAACAACAAAGCCCUCGAGGAGGUGCAGGCGCAGUUGGAAAAAGCGACGACAGCGAAUGAAAGCCUCAAACGCGAACUGCAUCGAGAUGACGGGGAAACAAACAAGGAAAUGGCUUUCGAGAUCAAGCGGCUCAGAGCAGAAGUAGAAGAGGCCCAUCUCCACAAGUCUCGCGUCUCUUUGGAGCUUUCGGAAGCGCAUCGCGCGUUUGAGCAGGAACGGAAGCGUUUUUCGUCCGCAGUGCAGCAGCUGAAGGACCAGCUCAUGCAUGCAGAGGCCAGAGCGGACUGUCUCGCGGAGCAAGUGGCGGAGAUGAGAGUCUCCGAAUCUGGCACGGAGGAGCAGUUCGCUCAACGGACGGCUGCCCUCCAGCUUGCCGUGGAAGCGGCAGAGAAAGAAGCUGAGGAGGCCAAGAAGCAACUCGCAGUCGCAACCACGGAGAAGGAUGCCACAAGGGCAGAACGAAACAGGCUUCUAAAGCUUACAGACUCCCUCUCCAAAGAACUGGAGAGAUCCAAAGCGUCGAGUGACACUUCAGCAGCAGCCCUCCAGAAGCUGACGCAGAGCAACCUGCAGCUGCAGCAGGCGUCUCGAGAGCAGCAGCGCCAGCAGCAGCAGCAGGUGCAGCAGCUCGAGCAGCAGCAGCAGCAGCAGCAACAGAGAAUUAGAGAGCAGCAGCAACAAAUCCGUGAGGCUCACAAGCGUAACGAGGACUUGGCUGCCCGACUGCAUGCUGCAGAGGGCUUUGUGAGCAGCCUGAAGAAGGAAAAAACACAACUGGAAGGCGGCAUGCUCGUACUCCAGCAGCAGUUGCUGCAGCUGCAGCAGCAGCAGCUGCAGCAGCAGCAGCACAAACACAGCACUGCGCAAGAGGCAACGGAUGGCGCUCAAACUCGUCUUCUUGCAGCGUCGAAGGAGGCCUCUAGAGACUCGGAAGAAACGGCCAGGCUCAAGGCGGAGAAUGAGAGUCUAAAGGCAAGACUCCGCAAAUUGGGGAGGCUGCGGGGGGCCCCCUCCUCAGCGACUCACGAGGAGACUGUGCCUCAAGAGCCGAAGCCAGAAACAGCUGCUCCCGAUGUCGGAAGAGGCACGCUUGCAAGCGUCGCAGUCUCUGGAGAAGAGGCAACUGCGGACGAAACAGCCGUCUCAACAAGGCCGACAAACUCCCCCGAGGAGGAGGAGGACGUCGUUGUCAUCGCCCCUUCUGGCGCGAGGCUGCUCCAUAAAACGCUCGUAGACGGGGAGGCUGAGAGGCCUUUUGAUGGCAGUUCUCUCGAGAUGCCGUCCCCCGCGGAAAUCCCCUCUUCGAGGUGGAGGGUGAAGCCUGAAGAAAAAGGCAGAAACGCACGAACGGUCAACACCGCCCAAGGAGACACUAAAAACGCACAAAGGAAGAGGCAUAGCAAGAGGGAAGUCGAACAACCCCAAAUUGGGUGUUCUGCUGCUGGCGGGAGCCUCAAAGCCUCUUUUUCCAUGAAUACAGUGCGAGAAACGCACGAACGGUCAACACCGCCUAAGGAGACACUAAAAACGCACAAAGGAAGAGGCAUAGCAAGAGGGAAGUCGAACAACCCCUUAUUGGGUGUUCUGCUGCUGGCGGAUGGUGGGACUCUUUCUCACCCCCAGCCAACGGAAGGAGAGUAA
This is a messenger RNA of Cyclospora cayetanensis, 3051 nucleotides long. RefSeq lists its product as uncharacterized. The transcript has 18 exons. Gene Ontology annotation, molecular function: dynein light intermediate chain binding; microtubule binding. NCBI's taxonomy places the organism in Eukaryota, Apicomplexa, Conoidasida, Eucoccidiorida, Eimeriidae. Gene Ontology annotation, cellular component: cytoplasm; centrosome. The record is from RefSeq and is a predicted model, not a curated record. Gene Ontology annotation, biological process: cytoskeleton-dependent intracellular transport; cytoplasmic microtubule organization. Bases 1 to 3051 code for a protein of 1016 amino acids.